AUGUUCAAGCAGCAGAGAGGUAUUCUGCGUCUCCUGGAGAUCCUGCUCUGUGUCAUACUAAUCACUGUGGUGGGACACAGAAGUCUGUCCUCCAACCCCUGCUGGGUGUGGUGCAUCUUGGCCUGGUCUUUCUGCCUCCUGACCACCCUAGUGACCUCCACUGCCGAGCUCUGGUCCAUGUAGCCCGCUGAGGGAGUUCCUGGACUGGGAUGACCUCACUGCUGGCCUGGUCCUACUGGACACCCUCCUGGUCCUCUCGCCGUCUGUCAUCUACCCACUGUUCUACGUGUGCUGGAGCUGCCCCAUCCCCCUGGUGGCCACCGCGCUCACCGCCCAGUGCUCCACAACCUUUGCCCUGGAAGCGGUCACGGCCAAACAGGAGGGCAAGGGCAGCUACCUGUCCACCUUACCAGGGUUCCUGAAAGUCGCAGAGGCGUUUGGGGCGUGCAUCAUAUUUGUGUUCCUUACCGACUACCAGGGAAAUCCAGGAAUGGAGUGGUGUGUGAUCGUCUACUCUGUGUGUUUCCCCUUGACGAUCCUUGUCAUCGUCCUCAACUUCUGUCCCUCUGUAAAACAUCUCCUGCAGCCUCUGGAGGUGUACCUGGCUGGCUUUGACGUUGCGACCCUGUGGCCCGUUUUCAGCUUCCAGAAAGACCUUGGUCCUUCCAUCUGCCACAACUGA
Coregonus sp. 'balchen' is the source of this 682-nucleotide messenger RNA. The record is from the annotation of a GenBank genome assembly. NCBI's taxonomy places the organism in Eukaryota, Metazoa, Chordata, Actinopteri, Salmoniformes, Salmonidae.